Sporisorium graminicola is the source of this 1716-nucleotide messenger RNA. RefSeq lists its product as uncharacterized. The record is from RefSeq and is a predicted model, not a curated record. Gene Ontology annotation, biological process: regulation of DNA-templated transcription. The transcript is spliced from 2 exons. Gene Ontology annotation, molecular function: DNA-binding transcription factor activity. The coding region runs from base 1 to 1716 and encodes 571 amino acids. Lineage: Eukaryota; Fungi; Basidiomycota; Ustilaginomycetes; Ustilaginales; Ustilaginaceae.
AUGGUUUCCCCCACUACCCAUGUCAAAACACCCUUUUUGAACGGUGUCCACCACCCGACCAACGAUAACGUGUCUGCUUCAAGCAACACUAUUUUGAAUUUUAACAACAAACAACAAUCUACUGCCGCUGGUCCCGCGACUGCUGCCGCUGCCCCCAUCUCUCUGCGAGCUCACCUAGAAGCCGCCAUCUCGAACCCUUCAUCUUCGUCUGCGCAAGCCAAUCUGCUGACUCACCUUCAGUCUACCCUGGCCGCCAUCCGUCCCCCGCCUCGAGCCGUCGCUACCCCUUCCUCUAGCCCGGCCCAUCCCACCACGCCAGCCCAGCCUACGUUUGCUCGAGUGCCUAGCAUUACCCCUACUGCUGUCGCCUCUGCCCUCGCUGCUGCCGCUGCUGGACGUCGUCACUCUCUGUCAUCUACCCGAGUUUCUGCUCCUGCUGCUACCCGCAUCACGCCGGCCCAGAAGCAACGUCUAGAGCAGAUCCGACACUAUCAACAGCUCAUCGCCCAGCUCAACGCCACGAUGCCUGCUGCUGCUGAUGGCUCGGUCCCGACGCUGCCCUUCGAGGCACGUCCAACGGACUUUGUCAAGACCGAGGCCGGUUUCAACGCCGCUGCCUUCGGUCUCAACCCCAUGUCUGCUGACGACCCCUCGUGGAUCGGACACGGAUUCCAGGCCCAGGCCGUCGAGGACUUCCUCUCUUCUCCAGAGUGGACCGACCCCUCGCCUGCGCUUACCGACUCGAUGUCUUUCGAGAUUGACUCGUGCGGACCUAGCCCGCUGCUGCCCCUGGACAGCUACGAGGACGAUCUCGGAGUGCCCGGCAUUGCCGGCGCUCCUCUCUUCCCCCCUCAGGAUGGCUACGCCUCGUCCAACGUGAGCCCGCUCGAUCUCGCUCACAACGACUUCGGCGCCAACACGGUCGGUGACUUUGGUGCUCCCGAAAUGGGCUCCGACUUCACCCUCUUCCCUGAGUCCAAGGCUGCCAAGCUCCCUGUCGAGAUGGCGUUCAGCAAGCUCAACAAGGCGGCUGCAGGUGCUGGUGCCUCCACCGAGGACCCUGCGAUGACCCUGCUUCGUGCCCUCAGCAGCGCUGCGCUUUCCAACUCGUCAAGCACCGCCAGUGUUGCCGUGAGCCACAGUGCCACCUCGGCCGCUGCGGCUUCGACUCCGGCGCUGACUGCCUCGCCGCUGGCCUUCACUUCGAUGGCCGUUCCGCUGGCACCGGCUCCCACUCCUGCCCCUGCUCUUGCCUCAACGGCAUCGGCACCGGCACUUGCCCCCGCUCCCUCGACCUCCGCCUCGAGCCCGCCCACUCUGGACCGAAGGAGCUCGUCGUCGUCGUCCUGCACCAAGGCUACGACCGCCGAGUCCCGAGGCACCAAGCGACGACUCGAAUCGAGCGACCUCCUGCCUCUGGAUGCUCCAAUCCAGAAGCGUAACUACUACACGGUCUCGGCCACCUCGCGACGCGACACCGCAGAAGUGGACGAGUUUGCUGCUGAGGAGGAGGCCAUCCGACGCGAGAAGGACCCUCGUGUUGCCAAGCGUCUCUCGAACACGCUGGCUGCACGACGUUCGCGACACCGAAAGGCUGAAGAGCUACGUCUGCUGCACGAAAAGAUUGAAGCUCUCACGAACGAGGUCGAAUCGUGGAAGCGACGAUGCGAACUUGCCGAGAAGGAGAGGGACGAUGCGCGAGCGCUGCUCGCCUGA